Molecule: messenger RNA, 381 nt
Organism: Protopolystoma xenopodis
Lineage: Eukaryota; Metazoa; Platyhelminthes; Monogenea; Polystomatidea; Polystomatidae
Source: the annotation of a GenBank genome assembly
AUGGAUAAUAUGUCAAAGCUUCGGCGUGAUCUGGCUAGAACUCUGACCCCAGAACAUUUUCAAAAACUCCAGCGUAUGGCCGACAGGAAAUCACGUAGGAUAUGCGUUUUAAUAGCAAAAAAGCACAACGAUAAAGUGCUUAAGUAUGGAAUUAUAAGACCGCAUAGGUUAAAGCCAGCUCUCUCAGUUAAAUGGGUUUCCAAAGUAACGACGCCAACUGAUCAGUUCGACAAACGGCAUAAGAUGGUGAAUCUAUCCUCGCUUCGUCUUGCUCCUAAAACCAAUACGAUCCUGAGGAAAGGACCAAAUUUUUCUUAUCAAAAUGGCAAAAACCUUAUAGAAGACAUUCUGGUGGAGGCCAUCAAUAUCUCCGGCAAGUAA